CGUAUUUAAAUGUUGAUGUUAAUGGUUUUUCACAUUUUUACAUAUUUUGUUAAACCGAUCUGAACCGGCACAAACCGAUUGUGCCACCGGUAAAACCAUUGCACGGUAUAAACCGGUUGACAACCUUGAGUGUGGACGUGUCUCAAACCGUGAUAAUUGCAAAUGUACCAAUUUGGUCCUAUAUCCAUGGUGUCUGAACUCUGAAGUGGUGUAAUCCUGUUCCCAGUAGAGAAUACGAAAUCAAAUCACAAACCCACCCGACCAGAUUAUCAUUAUAGCAUCCAUCCAUGGCCAUGGAGCUGAAUUCCAGAGACAUUUCUGUCAAACCCUUAUCCCAAUUCCCUUCUUCUUCUUCUUCGCAACACCAAAACAGAGAAACCCUCUUUCUUAAACCCUCCAUCUUUUCUUCCGUCUCAGCAAAACUGAGGCUUUCAGCGUCGGCAGCUGAACCGGUUCUUUCUCAACAAGACGUCCCGUUGCUUAAAGAGAAGCUGAGAGUGGUGGUGAAGCCAAUGGAGAAACCAAGAAUAGUAUUGAAGUUUUUGUGGAUGGAGGAUGUGAUUGGUGUGGCGUUGGACCAAGUGAUACCAAGGCAUGGCACCAUUCCUCUAACGCCUUACCAUUUUUGGCCGCAUCAAGAUGCCUUGGUGGAGCUUCAGAAGUUGCUGGAGAGCAAGCCGUGGAUUUCACAUAAGCAGAUGGCCAUCCUUCUAAACCAGCUUGCUGAUUUAAUCAGCAAGGGGAAAGCCACCACCAACAAAAGCUCAUAGUGAGUUCUAAUUCGGGUUACAUGUAACGCCAGAUGGAUAUUGCUCUCAGCCAGCCACACAUCCAUACAUCAAUACUGAGGUUGACACAGAGGAAAAGGCUGGAACUUGGCAAAGGAACCUUUUGUUAGGAGAAAAGGUUUGGUCUAACAACACGUCGAAGUUACCAGGUUUUCACAUUGACGUUGUAAGCAGUUUUCUAUUCAUUCCUUUGUCAUCCUAUGUUCAUUUUGAAAUUUCAACAGUAUAUGGUCUGCUCUUGAAUGGUUUAUAUUGAUGCUGAAGAGCAACUGAACUAUAAUCAUGAAAUGAAAAAAAGGUUAAGGU
Messenger RNA from Linum trigynum, 1094 nucleotides. NCBI's taxonomy places the organism in Eukaryota, Viridiplantae, Streptophyta, Magnoliopsida, Malpighiales, Linaceae. The record is from the annotation of a GenBank genome assembly.